GACCGGUCUGGCAGUACGCAGCCACCAAGCAGCCACAACACGACAUUCGUGGCAUUAAUUGUCUUCAAGAUUAUUAGGUCCUGUCUGCUUUCAUUUGAACGUAUUCAUCAUGAGCAAGGAUGCUCCAUUUACCUCCACCGGGACCGGUCUUGCGACGUGUCCACACAUCGAAUCGCACCCUCUAGAUAAGGAGGAAUCUGUACAGAAGAUUAGGGCACUCGGAAUCUGGAAUAUUCGACGUCUCAAUCAUGCCUCACGCCCCGCAAAGCGUCGCAAGUUAUCUUUUCCAAUAUGCGAUACUUGCCAAUCCACUCUGCGACCGUUCGCGUGUUUGCACUGCCCUUUCACCGGGUGCUGGAAUGAAGGUCAUAUGAGGGACCACGUUGAAGAGGCCGGUCAUGACUUUUGUGUCGACGUCAAGACAGGAUUCAUCUACUGCAACGCGUGCACUGACUUCGUUUAUGAUAGUGCCACAGCACGUACAUUUGCAAUUGCAACAAUUGGUGCAGAAGAGAUAGUGGGAGCGGCGAGGAAGGACCGGCAGCCGUUCGAACCCUGGAAGCCCAACCGCAAAGAAAGUGCGAUGCUUGAGGCGGCUAUCUCUAUGCCCUGUCAAGCACGACGCGGGCUCCUGAACCUCGGAAAUACAUGUUUCAUGAACGCAAUCUUGCAGUCCUUCAUCGUCAACCCACUGCUUCGCGACUUUUUUCUCAGCGAUAAGCACAACCACUUGCUAUGCAAGAACAAAGAUUGCACCUGUUGCGAGAUGGAUAAGCUUUUCUCUGAGAUGUACUCGGAGAAUGCAGCACCAUAUGGUCCCGCCAGCUUCCUGGCGACGACGUGGCGCGCUUCAGCGGAGCUGUCUGGAUACGCGCAGCAAGAUGCACACGAGUUCUUCAUGGCCGUCUUGAAUCACAUCCACUCAACGAGCCGAGGUUCAACCAAAUUCCAGUGCAUUUGCAUUGUCCAUUCGAUAUUUGCAGGGCUUUUGCAGAGCGAUGUCAAGUGCGGUCGGUGUGGCAACGUUACAAGCACGUCAGAUCCCAUGCUGGACAUCAGUCUGGAAUUGCAGGACAAAGGUAGCGGGGGACACGCCGAACACGAACUGACCCUUGCUUCCUGCUUGCGGAGGUUUACUCAGCCGGAGAAACUGGGCCCGAGCGGGUACGAUUGCGCCAAAUGUGGGAAACCUUCCCAUGAGGCGAACAAGCGACUGAGCCUCCGAAAGCUGCCGCCCGUCCUGAGCUUCCAGUUCAAGCGCUUCGAGCACAAGUCCGGAGACAAGACGGCGGCACAGAAGAUUGAGGCCCAAGUCCGAUUCCCGUCGAGCAUCAACAUGGCCCCUUACACCUCUCUCGCUAUGGCUGUGAGAGAGCAGGAGGGGACGGACGGAGUACCAGACUCCGCUUCGUCUUCCCUGCCGGGGCCCGGCAGUAUGUAUGAAUACGAUCUAUUCGCCGUGGUCUGUCACGAAGGCCAGAUCAACAAUGGGCACUACACGUGUUUCGCUCGCUCUCAGGAUGAGUGGUACAGGUUCGAUGACGACAAAGUCUCACAUUCGAGCCUUCGAGCAUGCUUGAGUUCACAGUCUCAGGCAUAUAUGUGCUUCUAUGUCAAGAAGCACCUGGAUUACAAGCCGUAUGUGACCCCUUCGUACAAAAUUGCAAGGGCAGCAGAAGCAGUGAAGGAGAAGCAAAGAGAAGAAGAGAAGGAGGCUGCUCGUAUGCGGGAAGUUGAAGACGCGCUGCUGGCUACAGUCUGACAACAAGUUGCAUACAAGUCGCGCCAGCUCAUGAGCUGGUGAACCGAGUCCGUAUUAAUAGCAUUAGCAGAGCGCGCUACCAAGUGUAUAGAUGUGAUACAAAGUGGUGAGGUAUAUGUGUGCAAUCGAUAUACAAUGAGGAUGGUCUAUGGACAGAACAUGUGGAAGCAAUGCGGAGAAAUGGUGGAAUGAAAGCGAAAGCGAUAGUAUGUAAAAUCAAUGGGGAAGAAUAUCGUUGAGCUCGCCCUCCUUCACCCGGAUUUCCACGA
This is a messenger RNA of Fomitopsis serialis, 2031 nucleotides long. RefSeq lists its product as uncharacterized. The transcript is spliced from 13 exons. Gene Ontology annotation, biological process: protein deubiquitination. NCBI's taxonomy places the organism in Eukaryota, Fungi, Basidiomycota, Agaricomycetes, Polyporales, Fomitopsidaceae. Bases 110 to 1762 code for a protein of 550 amino acids. The record is from RefSeq and is a predicted model, not a curated record. Gene Ontology annotation, molecular function: cysteine-type deubiquitinase activity; zinc ion binding.